UCUACCAAGCCUGCGGAGUGCUCCUAAACAUUAAGAAAUCCCGUGAAUAUCUUCUUGCUACGAAGCUACCAAAGAAUUUGUAAAGAAAAGCCCAAAAAGUGUGCGACAAAGUUCAAUUUGAAGGAGAAACUUCGAGGAUAGAGCAAAGUGAAAAGGUAAGAGGUAACUUUUUGAGACAAUUUCCCAUUUUUUUUUGAGAGUGCAGGCCCAUUGCGACGAAUAUUGAUUUCCUGUGACGUCAUAAGCCUUGCACAAGAGUGCCAUGCGCAACGCAUAGAAGCUGAUGGUGAAGGGAGAGAGCAACCCUUAAGCGGGAGCGCUUAGUCGAGAGUCAUCCCGCGGCCGGUGCUCACGCUUUGCCCAGCGCUGUGACUUGCGCACUAUUGGGGUGAUUUAGAAAGGAUGCCAAAUUUCCGUCCGAAGCGCAAAAGUGAGAUGUGGAUGUCACACAAUCGUGUCCUCAUUGGGGGCAAUAAGAAAACCCACGCCCGCAAUCCGAAUUUUGAGACGGAAGAAACAAAGCUCCUCAUCUCCCUGUGGGGUGACCCAAAAGUCCAAAAGACCCUCAUUACGACGCACAAGAAGCACCCAGUGAUUGCCAAAUUGGCAGAGAGUAUGCGCUCCUACGGGUACUAUCGUUCACCAGCUGAAAUAAAUACGCGCCUCAAGAAUCUCAAAUGCUUCUACAAUCGCAUAAAGAAGGACAUGGAAAUGGGGGUGAUUAAUCAGCCCACGUGGAAGCACUACGAUGCCAUGGAGGAGAUUCUCAAUCGUCCCAUCUUCGGAUCACGCCUCACAAUGCAACAGCAGCAGAUGCAGCAUAAAAUACUCCACGAUGAAGCUACGAAAAAUCUACGCGGGGAUGAGAAUCAUGGCACUGAUAAUAUAGAUGGGGGCGAAUUGAUUGUGCCCAAGGAGGAACCUCUGGACAUUGAUGAUUCCGAUGAGGUCAAUGAGAUGGAUCUAGACAACGAUAGUUCCGACAGCUUUCCAAGUCAAUUGGCGCAGUAUCUACGUGUGGCUCCCAAAGGCUCCAAUGCGCACAACACUCACACAUCUGAUAGUCAGGAUUCCGGAUCAGGUGAACCCCUAAUUGCCCCGGAAGAUAUUAAGAAGUCCCCACCAUCGUCUCCACCGCCGAAGCAGGUGACAACAAGUUCUGGCCCAAAGAUUCUCCCAAAAUCCACAAGUACGCCCACAAGUAAGAUCUCCCUGGUGCCCACGAAUAUCCUGCUGAAGCCUCAAGCGCAGAAGAUGGCACUCAAUACGGGACCGACGUUCUUCAUGAAGAACUCAACCACUGGAGCUGUUCAGGCCAUCAGUUCUGUUGCCAAUUCACAGACUGGGAUGCCAAUGAAGGUACUCUUGGUGAAUACUCUACCGAAAUCAACAGCACCUGCUCCCACAAUCAUCUCAAAAGCCAGUCAAGUCAUGACGCAUGCCACGCCAGUGACUACAUCUGCGGACAUUAGGGGGCAAACUUCACCCAACUUCCGGCGUAAUUCCACUUGGAAGGUACCACCGAAGCCUUCAACAAUCGGUUUCCGGACACUUCUGACACAGGUGAUCCAACAACAGAAUUUGAGCCUCCAAGUGGCACGAGAGAGGCUUGCAGUGGAACGAGAACGAUUGGCAUUUGAAAAGGCAACAGGGGAGAAACUCCUGGAAGUUCUUCCCCUUCUUCAAUCCAUAUCUGACCAUGUGACAGGACGCAGGACAUCGCAGAGACUCAAAAAGCCCGCCAAUUCUAUUUCACACGAUAGUGAUGAUUGAAUUAUUAAUUCUCUCCUCAAUUCUAAGACAGAUCACUGCUGUUUCCAUAAAAUACAUUAAAUAAAUAGAAUUUUAAUGAG
Molecule: messenger RNA, 1853 nt
Organism: Lutzomyia longipalpis
Lineage: Eukaryota; Metazoa; Arthropoda; Insecta; Diptera; Psychodidae
Exons: 5
Coding region: 403-1773 (456 amino acids)
Biological process (GO): positive regulation of DNA-templated transcription
Cellular component (GO): nuclear body
Source: RefSeq, a predicted model, not a curated record